AUGGCGAAGCCCCCAGGACCGCGGCGAGGAACCCAGGAACCCAGUGAGCACCCCAGGACCGCAGCGAGCAAACCCCAGCGAAGCCCCCAGGACUCCAGCGAUCAUUCCAGGACCACAGCGAGCACCCCAGAACCCCACGAGCACCCCAGGACCGCAGCAAAGCCCCAGAAACCCAGCGAGCACUCCAGGAUACCAGAGAGAACCCCAAAACCCAGUGAAGGUGCUGAGACCCCAUUGAAGGCCCCUGGACCCCAGAGAAGACCCCAAGAAACCAGUGUUAACCUAGACACUCCAGUGAAGACCCCGAGAGACCAGUGA
This is a messenger RNA of Opisthocomus hoazin, 318 nucleotides long. The record is from RefSeq and is a predicted model, not a curated record. Lineage: Eukaryota; Metazoa; Chordata; Aves; Opisthocomiformes; Opisthocomidae.